Molecule: messenger RNA, 5060 nt
Organism: Ahaetulla prasina
Lineage: Eukaryota; Metazoa; Chordata; Lepidosauria; Squamata; Colubridae
Gene: SVOP
Product: SV2 related protein
Exons: 15
Coding region: 675-2222 (515 amino acids)
Biological process (GO): transmembrane transport
Cellular component (GO): membrane
Molecular function (GO): transmembrane transporter activity
Source: RefSeq, a predicted model, not a curated record
CCCAAUUAUCUUGGUUCUUCUCAAAUCACCAAAACCCUAAUAACUCAUUUCUCACCUCACCCAUCCGAAAACUCCCCUAGCAUAUGACCUGGCAGCGCAACAUAAAUUCUGCUUCUUGGUUGAAGAAAUAUGAAAUAUUCUCUUUGAGAUACUUUUUUGGUCUCUGUAUAUCCUUCUCAAAGCAACCACAACAGGCCCUUCAUAUUUGUGUGUGUCAAAUGUAUUUAUUUAACCAGCUGGGAGCCAAAGUGUCAUUGUCUGAGAUCUCGGAUAUAUAUUUGCAGUCCCAGCACUUACUGACCUUGUAGCUUUUGCUGGAUUCAUUGCCAUCUGCACAGGGAAACAGAUUUAAUUUCUGGCAAGCAAUCAAGAUCCUUCCCCAUUAAAUAGCUUGCAUAUUUCUUUGACUUCAUGAGCUAUCACUUCUAAGACGCCCUUUGGCAGAACUUCCUUCAGACAAAGAUAGAAACUUUCUCUGCAAAUCUGACGUCCGGACAAGACUAGACCUUGCUAUGACUCCCCAGCAAAAGACCUCAGCUUAUGUCUGGUACCAGCAGAGGUGCUAAGCCAGGUGUGCCGAUUCUGGUUUCUUCCAACCUCCAUGGAAUUUCUUCCAUCUUGCUAGAGUUGUCAAGUUCCGUCGGACAGGAGAAAGCACCCGAUCCGAAGAGGACAUGGUGUCAGGAGAGCACGAAGUUCAGAUUGAGGGUGUCCAGACUGACUUAGAAGCUGUAGAGUUGGAAGAUGGAGGCAUUGUGCCAAAGGAGUUUGCCAACCCAACGGAUGAUACUUUCAUGGUGGAAGACGUGGUGGAAGCAAUUGGGUUUGGCAAAUUCCAGUGGAAACUCUCCGUUCUGACUGGCUUAGCAUGGAUGGCUGAUGCCAUGGAAAUGAUGAUUCUGAGCAUCUUGGCACCUCAGCUUCAUUGUGAGUGGCGAUUACCCACCUGGCAGGUUGCGUUGCUCACAUCGGUGGUUUUCCUGGGAAUGAUGUUUAGUUCCACACUGUGGGGAAAUAUUUCAGACCAAUAUGGUAGAAAAACCGGUCUGAAGAUCAGUGUGCUCUGGACCUUGUACUAUGGAGUCCUUAGUGGAUUUGCACCAGUUUACAGCUGGAUCUUGGUCCUGAGGGGCUUGGUGGGCUUUGGGAUUGGAGGCGUCCCUCAGUCGGUAACAUUAUAUGCAGAAUUCCUCCCCAUGAAAUCCAGAGCGAAGUGCAUAUUGCUGAUUGAGGUCUUCUGGGCCAUUGGAACGGUCUUUGAAGUCCUCCUUGCGGUGUUCGUGAUGCCCACCCUUGGCUGGCGUUGGCUGCUCAUCCUUUCAACUCUCCCUCUCAUGCUGUUUGCCGUCUUGUGUUUUUGGCUGCCGGAAAGUGCCCGAUACGAUGUAUUAACCGGUAACCAAGAAAAGGCCAUUGCGACGUUGAAAAGGAUUGCAACCGAGAAUGGCGCCCCGAUGCCUCUGGGGAAACUGAUUAUGUCUAGGCAGGAAGAUCGAGGGAAAAUGAGGGACUUAUUCACGCCGCAGUUCAGACUGACGACGCUUCUGCUGUGGUUUAUCUGGUUCUCUAAUGCUUUUUCUUACUACGGCCUCGUCUUGCUGACCACGGAGCUGUUCCAAGCAGGAGACCUUUGCAGCCUGUCCAGCAGGAGGAAAACGGUGAAGGCCAAAUGCAGCCUGGCGUGUGAAUUUCUGACAGAAAAGGACUACAUCGAUCUGCUCUGGACCACCCUCUCCGAGUUCCCAGGGGUUCUUGUGACUUUGUGGGUGAUUGACCGGAUCGGCCGCAAGAAAACGAUGGCGCUUUCUUUUCUGGUCUUUGCCUUCUGCAGCCUCUUGCUCUUCCUCUGUGUCGGAAGGAAGGUACUCACCGUGCUGCUCUUCAUCGCCAGGGCCUUCAUUUCGGGAGGAUUCCAGGCUGCGUAUGUUUACACCCCCGAGGUCUACCCCACCGCUACUCGUGCCCUGGGCCUGGGGACAUGCAGUGGAGUGGCCAGAGUUGGCGCCCUCAUCACACCCUUCAUUGCCCAGGUGAUGCUGGAGUCUUCGGUCUAUUUGACAUUGAUCGUUUACAGCGGGUGCUGCAUCUUGGCAGCUUUGGCCUCCUGCUUGCUUCCCAUCGAAACCAGAGGCCGCGGCCUCCAGGAGUCCACCCACAAGGAGUGGGGGCAGGAGAUGUUUGGGCGUGGCGUCCCCCACUCGAACUCUGGCUCUCAAGGGUGACUGCCCCACCUGGAGGAAGUCGACACUCCCAACUCCUGAGAAGUGCAAUAUCUCACUACCAUCCUUGGCCCAAAGAAGGGAUUGUCAACCUGUCCUGGAUCCUUUGUUGCUUGCAUCUUCACCACCCCCACGUGCAAGGAGAGGCAUUCCAUCUGGGAGAUGAAAGUGUGUGUGUGUGUGUUUGUGUGCAUUGAAGAGCAAUGUCUAGCCCCAAAUUUCUACUACGUUUUUCCUGGUGGACAUAGACAACAGGAGAACCGGGUUUUGUUCUUGUUGCCAAGGGAACUUCUCCAUCUCACACAAGCGAUUACCAUGCCUUCAAGGACUCCAUUCUUCACAAGACAUCUAAUGUCUUUCAACCCUGGGAAGCAAACGGGUUCAUAUGUAUGUGUACUCAUGCCUCUAGAGUAGCUCAAAGACACUUGUGAAUUGAUCAGCAGCCUUGCACUCUUUCUAGCACCAUGAACUGUCAAGGUCCACAAACUGCUAACUUAGCUGAAUCUCCUUGGCAACUGGGAUUGUGAGGGUGGGCAGGCAUUUGGAUAAAUGCUGUUCCCCACACCGACGGAGAACUUCCUUGGAUAUUGAAGUCAAUCCUGCCAAAAAAAAAAAAAGGAAAUUUGGAAACACAGCAUACGGUUACGACUGCCUCGUCUCCAAAGGAAGGUUGUGUCGCAGGAAACGUCCACCCAGGUGACCCAAAGGCUGAAAAGUUUUUCUCAGGAGGCAACGAGAGGAGAAAACGCCUGCAAGUUUGGCAAAUGGUGCAUGGCGAGAUCGUUACAGGAAAAAAAAAGUUCUCUCUUGAAUUUAGGUUCAUCCAGUAAAAUGGAAGGGAGCAGAUUCUCUCUUCACGCAGCUCAUCGUAAUGGGGAUGGUUCCUUUGGGCUGCUGUCCACGUUCCCCAACACAGAGGCCUAAGAAUGGGUACAUGCCCUGGUGGUGGUCCUCCAGAGACAUCCAGCUUAUCCAGCCUCUUUCUGUCCCACAAAUGCCAACGGUUUGUAGACAGGAGGAGGAGAAGACGGGGGCCUCGUUUCUAGACAUUCUUCCUCAUUCCUCCAUUUGGCAGAUCUUCUCCAUCAUGCCUACCAGGCUUUGGCUGGCUCAGCGGAGGUGAAAAACAUCUUCUGGCCAUCAUACCUGGACUGGGAAGCCUCAGGUGGUAUUUAAGGAGGCUGCACUUUUGUAGCUAUGAUGUGUGCGCGUGUGCAUGUGUGCCAGAGGCUCAUGCGGGCAACUUCUAACAUGUUUAGGGCCGAGUGCUUCUACUCAGAUGGUUUCGUUCCUUGUGUGACCACUCCCACUUGGCCUAUAAUGAAUUCUAUUCUCUUUUUGAUGGAUACGAAUGGGUUUCUGGGAUCUGGAACAGUUUACCAACUGCUACUUAAAACUGUAGGCAAGUUCUGUUAGUUGUGCAAACUACUUGUACAGAUAGAGCAGCUUCAUGCCGACACAAAAAGGAUGAUCAAAAAGAGAUUGUCCCAGGCCGUUUAAGUUGAUUAGAUUUUUCCCCCCUGACAACACAAACUGAUUUUGCAAGUUUCCAAUUGUUGAGCUGGAAAUCUGCACCGUCGCUUUUUUUCCCCCCCCUUUCUGAUCGUAAGUUUUGGCCUCAUAUUUGAGGAGCAUUUUAAUACCAGAAAUUCACCAACCUAUGUAACGAAGACAGGGCUCUAAACACACCGAGGUCUGCUGGUGUGUGUUCAUUAAAAAAAAAAAAAAGAAGGAACAACGCCAUUUGACAUUCGGUUGUGGUGCUUGGGGCUCAGCGGGUUCUCCAGUUCUCUAACUGGCAAAGCUUUGGGGAAGAGUUUGCUGUCUAUGCUGUGUGGAAUGGUAUUUGUAUUUCUCCGUGUUUGGGGCAGAGGGGUAUUAUUUAAGUGUCUGCUAUGUUUGAAUGUACAGUUUCUAACUGUGACGUGUCUUCUCAAGAUUUCUGUAUCCUGAGCUUCUUGUACUACUAUAUUUUCAUCUGUCUCCGUUAAUUACCACACCAUUUUAGGCAGUGCAAUCCCACACUGGAUAUUUUAUGUUGAAUAAACGAGUAGUUUUUUUAUAAGGAGGAGGGUUACGGCAUUCUCAUUCCCUUAAAAGAAGGCAUUGCGUCCACCCAAGGAAGCCUCCAUCCUCAGGAUGAAAACUCACCACAGCUCUAGUCCCCUUAGGGAAGAGUCUUCUCUGUUCUUUUCUGGAAAUUUGCAGCUGGUGCUGCAAAGUCCACAAUGGAAAACUAGAAUCGGUGAAAAGCAGCUGGAGAUGUCCCUGGGGUUUUGCCCGGAGCCGCUCAGAACAAAGGAUGCAGCCUCCUGCUUGAUCUGUCAGUGCCCGGGAUCUUCCUUCUCCACCUGGCUCUCUGGAAGCCGGUCGCUUCCUUUUGCUGCCCCUGCUAAACUGCCAGGGAAGGUCCUCACCUGGGUAGCUCCUGCUUGCAAUGCAUCUCUGGAGACGUCUUCAACUGUAUUUGGGUGCAUCAGAUUUUGAUCACUUCAAUAGUAAGCCCAGGAGUGUCUCCAACCUUGGCAAUUUGAAGACUCGUGGACUUCCAAUUCCCAGAAUUCCCCAGCCAACAAGGGGAAUCCUGAGAGUUGAAGGCCUCAGGUUUUCCAGUUGCCAGGGUCGGACAACCCUGAAUUAUCCAUUUAUCCUGAUUUACUCAGGUGGACAAUCUCACGUUAAGAAAUGAGUCACAUAAAAAAGAAAAAAAAGAGGCUACCUAAGAAAGUAAUAAGUAAACAUAAAUAAAGGCUCAGUCUUGUAAGUUUUAACAGAGGACAACUCCACUAGGAAUCAGAAGCAAAGAGAAGAUGGAUCAGGAAGCAGACGUAAUUGUUAUUU